AUGAGGCAUUUGAUCGUGUUGUCAGUGCUUGCCGUUUCGGGGUACGCGGCCCCUCAAGGUUAUUCCUUACCUCACCCGUCUAGAGCUGGAUUUACCACAAGACCAAGCUCCCAGAUUGGAGAGGGACUUACGACUGGUUCUGGCAUUUCUUCUGAUUCAACAGGCCAGUCUUUUUUAUCGGGAACUGCUAGUGGACUAAGUCUUAUAACAGGACAGGCAUCCUCAUCUGGAAUUAGUGUUCCUUCUGGUGCCUCUGUGCCCGGCAUCUCCUUAGAAACAAAUGCUGCUUUAGGAGUGGGCAACAAUGCAGGAUCUGGUGUCGACAGCAUUAUUGUAUGCAAGGAAGGGGAAAUUCUGCAUGUGGAUGGUACUUGUGUUGUUCCAGAAGUAUCUAGAAAAGUUUUCGUUUUUGAUGUUCCUCAACAGGAGCAGUUGACAGGUCCCCCACCAAGUGUUCCACCACCAAAGGUGGAUCACAACAUCCUCUUCGUGCGUCUUCCUGAAGAGGGUCUCGGACCUGAACCUAUCGUGGUUCCUCCACCAAGACAGAACAACAUCGUCUACGUACUCAACAAGCAAGGAGAACAGUCACAGAGAGUGAUCGAGGUACCCGCUCCUCCACCCUCAGAGCCUGAGAUUUACUUUGUGAAUUACGAAGAGGGAGAAAACCCGACUCUUCCAGGAGGUGUUGAUCUUCAUACUGCUCUUGGUUCAGCCGCUGAAACCGGUGGUGAAGUCAUCGGUACCUUCGGAGGAGACGGAGGACUUCUAGGAAGUACAGGGGACCAGGCUGGUGUAGGCAAUUUUGGUGUUCUACAGGGUAAUGUGGGUGUAGACAUCGGAGUCGGUAUUGGGGGAGGAAGUACCGGUGUAUCCGGCAACGUUGGAAGUGGAAGAGGACAAGGAGGAAGUGGAGCUGUAGGUACCGUCGGAGGAACUGUUGGUACUAAUGCUGGAGUAAUUCAGGGUAAUCUGAACACCCCUUCAGGCCUAUAUGGCACUCCUUAA
Penaeus chinensis is the source of this 1008-nucleotide messenger RNA. RefSeq names its product pupal cuticle protein 36-like. NCBI's taxonomy places the organism in Eukaryota, Metazoa, Arthropoda, Malacostraca, Decapoda, Penaeidae. The coding region runs from base 1 to 1008 and encodes 335 amino acids. The record is from RefSeq and is a predicted model, not a curated record. The transcript is spliced from 2 exons.